GAUACAAACGCCAGCUCUGUUGCGCACAAAGCUCUCAUCAAAGGCCACUACGGCAUCUCAGCAUCGAUCCCGUGCGAGAGAUGCACACGACUGGGCUUGGGGUGUAGGGUGUAUCACAGCACAUGCUACGAGUAGAAAAUCGGAGAUCGACACGCUCUUUGAGCUCGGCUGACGAUGCAACACCUGCAGAUCGACACAAGUAUAUGUCAGUAUAUGUCUUCCCUGAAGGCAAGGACGGCGGUGCUCUGAAAAGAAGCGGAGAAGCCAGCAUUACGCAACACACCAGCAGCCCUUUCAAGUCCAACAACAGCUCUUCCGCAAGCGACCACGUGCUCUCACACGACGGUAUGUCCAUCCAUCAAGGUAACCACGACACCUUGACCAGUACGCAUCAGUUCUCCUCAUACCUCCCAAAUCACACUCGGCUGAGAAGUAUACACUCACUACCCGACUCAGCCACACGAGACACCUGGGCCACCGCGUUCAAAGCCGCAAAGCAGAAGUACCACGACGCGUACGUACCGCAGCAGCGCUCCACCACGAAGCGCCGCAACGAAAGCGCAAACCGGUUCGCGCACCAGGAGCUCCUACGCGGUCACUGCAGCGUGCGAUUGCUAUCCGGACUGCUACACCAAAGUCAUCGAACGCAGGGAGGCAUUGGGGUAGCUUGGGUGGCGGCGUGGGACCUGCCGUUUCCACAAUGGGCACGAUGCGGCGUGCAAUGUGCAGUGCUGCUAAGCGCGACUGUCAUCUCUACACAACGGAUCGCUGCGGUGUUGUAGAAACGAUCACAAAGAUGCACCGCUUCGUCUCUGCGUAUGGCAGCGCUGCAAAUAUACACGAAGCGCUUCGUCGCAUGCGAGAUGCUAGAGCAAAGAUGAGCAAGAGUAAAGACAAAGGAAACAAUCCCACUGUUUUGGAACGGGGAGCAUGUCCAUUCUGACCAGUCUCCUGUAGAGACGUCACUCAUACAGCAUUCGAAUCUGUGCACGCGCCUCCCAUACCUAGUACAAACACACCGAUCAAUCCAUCCAACUCUGUCUUUCUCAAACCCAGUCUUCACAAACGUAAACGCAGACGCACCCACGGCGCUGCUGAGAGCCACUGAUUCACCGUGUCGGCGCGAUUUGCUUGCAGCCGACUCCUUCGAGCGAGAAGGAUGGAUGCUGUGAUCCUGGACCGUACGUACUCCCCCGCACCUCGUUGAUGAGCGUGCGUAUUUGACCUGGUCGGUCCCUUCUAGGACGUUUUACCUU
Messenger RNA from Didymella exigua CBS 183.55, 1256 nucleotides. RefSeq lists its product as uncharacterized. NCBI's taxonomy places the organism in Eukaryota, Fungi, Ascomycota, Dothideomycetes, Pleosporales, Didymellaceae. The transcript has a single exon. The coding region runs from base 123 to 782 and encodes 219 amino acids. The record is from RefSeq and is a predicted model, not a curated record.